This is a messenger RNA of Acanthosepion pharaonis, 951 nucleotides long. The record is from the annotation of a GenBank genome assembly. Lineage: Eukaryota; Metazoa; Mollusca; Cephalopoda; Sepiida; Sepiidae.
AUGCAAGAUUCAUUUCUUCUUCUAUAUUUAAUGCUACUCUCAGUUUGUUUUUACAGUUUACGACCGUAUGCUUUGCAUGAUUUUAACCAUGUAGAGAAUCUAUCUAUCUAUCUAUCUAUCUAUCUAUCUAUCUAUCUAUCUAUCUAUCUAUCUAUCUUUAUUUAUUUAUUUAUUUGCUAUCUGCCGAAAGAUGAUAGCUCAGAUUCUGUAACGAUUACUCUUUCAAUUCAUACGUCUAUUCUUUCUACCUUUCUUUCAAUUUUCAUCUCAUCUAUAAAUUACUUCUGUUUUAUUCUUAUCAAUGUAUUACUUCCGGUUGUCAUCUAUCUAUCUAUCUAUCUAUCUAUCUAUCUAUCUAUCUAUCUAUCUAUCUAUCUAUCUAUCUAUCUAUCUAUUUGUAUAUAUCUAUCUACUAGUUUGUAUCUAUCUAUCUAUCUAGUUUGUAUCUAUCUAUCUAUCUAUCUAUCUAUCUAUCUAUCUAGUUUGUUGUAUAUAUCUAUCUAUCUAUCAAGUUUGUAUAUAACUAUCUAUCUAUCUAUCUAUCAUCUAUCUAUCUAUCUAGUUUUUUGUAUCUAUCUAUCUAUCUAUCUAUCUAUCUAUCUAGUUUGUAUCUAUCUAUCUAUCUAUCUAUCUAUCUAUCUAGUUUGUAUAUAUCUAGUUUGUAUAUAUCUAUCUAGUUUUAUAUAUCUAUCAUUCAUAUCUAUCUAUCUAGUUUGUAUAUCUAUCUAUCUAUCUAUUUGUAUCUAUAUAUCUACUAGUUUGUAUCUAUAUCUAUCUAUCUAUCUAUCUAUCAAUUUGCAGAGAUAUCUAUCUAGUUUGUAUAUACACAGAUUGAUUUAUCUGUUAUCUAGUUUUUUAGUUUGUAUGUAUUAUCAAACUUUUGCAGUUUAUUUCUAUCUAGUUUGUAUAAGCAAUCUAUCUAAAAAUAUAUUUUCGUUUGUAUCUAUCUAA